This is a messenger RNA of Papilio xuthus (Asian swallowtail), 2477 nucleotides long. Its product is annotated as ubiquitin carboxyl-terminal hydrolase 35-like. Lineage: Eukaryota; Metazoa; Arthropoda; Insecta; Lepidoptera; Papilionidae. The coding region runs from base 258 to 2309 and encodes 683 amino acids. Gene Ontology annotation, molecular function: cysteine-type deubiquitinase activity. Gene Ontology annotation, cellular component: cytosol; nucleus. The transcript has 10 exons. Gene Ontology annotation, biological process: protein deubiquitination. The record is from RefSeq and is a predicted model, not a curated record.
GUAUUGUGCGUUGUAUAGAAAUUAAAUAUUUGUUAAUAUUUUGCAUUCAUUUGUAUACAAGAUUUUCCAAAUUUUACAACCUUUUGUUGUACUUGUUUUGUUUCAUUGUGUACGAAUAAUAGAAAAACCAAGAAAGUUGUUUUUUUAAGAGUGCCAAUUAGUGAUGAGCGUCUAAAGAAAAGGUUCCAAGCAGUUGGCAGAAUAAAUCAUAAAUACAAAACCGUUUUUUAUUACUGCAAGGAUCAAUUCAAUAUAAGAUGGAUAAAGAAAGUAAUAUGGAAGAGAUAAAGGUAAAUGAAUCAGGAGAUGGAGAUGAGGCGACAUGGGCGAUAGUUAACUUUGUGAGCCACGAAGUGACUGUCGAAAGUCAAGCAACUCCCGAAAUGGGCAUUCCCGCGGGUAGCUUUAACCAAAAUCUUACUACCCAAGAUACCCAAGAUAAUGAAGAGGGUGAAAAAGAUGAAAAUACAAAACAAGAUGUUGCUGGCGCGGUCUCAGAUGCCGCUAUUAUAAAAAAGAUAAAAGAGAUCAACAAGGAAAUGGAUCAUUUGGCGGCUAAGCUUUCUAAGAGAUCUUCUCAAAGUGUUUCACCCGCUCAAAAUGCAGAACAAGGGUUCCAAGGCACAAGUGCAGGAAACGAAAAACAAAAUAUCGUGAACGAAGGCGCAGGCCCAUCUUUUCUAACCAUUAAUCAAGAAUACAACAAAAUGUAUAAUUUUGAGGAACCUUCAGAGUGGGGUAGCCGAAGCGUCUCACCCAAUGACUUAAUUAUCGUGGAAAAUGAUUCAUCCGACGAAAGCGAAGUGGAACGUACUGAGACCGAAAAAUUAUACGAAUCCAACUGCAAAAGAAUUGCAGAUCUGAACACACCCAGUACUUCCCGGGGCGUUUCAAAUGAUCCACCAGUAAUAGUACGUUCAGUCCAGAAAGUGUUUCCCACCGUGCACUCAAAUGUAAACGAAAUAAAAGACAACGUAGCUACGUCUCUAAGCCAGAUUACGUUAGGAAAUGCGUCCUUCGCGUACACUUCAAACCAAAACAUUGUAUCAGCUGGUUUGGAAGGCGUGCUUCCAGGAAAUGAACAUAAAAUAUAUACAAUUUAUCCAGCCAGGAACAUUGCGAAAAUCGAGGCAGACUUUCAGAACUUUUUGCCACAACUGCAGUAUAGUCGAAUGAGUAACUACAAUCGCAGGACUGGCCUCACCAACUAUGGCUCCACGUGCUAUAUUAACAGCGUGAUACAAGCUUUGCUUGUGACCAACAAAUUCAGCACGUAUACUGUGUUGAAAAUGUACCAAUAUCAGUGUUGGUGCGGGCUGGCCGAGUUGUUCGGCAAUAUGAUGUACAACAUAUGUCCGGUUGCAAAUCCUCUAAGGUUUUAUUCGACAUUAAGAUCAUUAAAUUUCAAUGUUUAUAGAGAACAUGAUGCGUCUGAAUUUUUAUUAUAUCUGCUUAAGACCCUCAUGUUUUUCGAACCUAACUGGGAAGUGAGGGCGGCUAUUGAUAACGCACAGUAUUCCGUAAGGAACGAGAACGCUGAAGCUGAAAACUACUUUUCAGAUCCAUCAGCCGAUUCUUCACAGAGCAAGCGCCAGAAAACCGCGACCUGCAAAAAAAUGUUAAUUGAUAACUUAUUUGGUGCUGUUAUCACGACGAACGUCACAUGUCAAAUGUGCCAGACCGUUUCGAGCAUAAAUGAAACGGUGUACAUGUUGCAUUUGUCGUUUUCCGACGCAAACAUUAAAGAAGUUGUCACAGUUGAGAAUCUUUUGAAAGAAUACUUUUCCGCUGAGACCCUGUCAGGGGUGAAUUCCUACGCGUGUAAUACAUGCUAUAGCCUCCGGGAGGCUGAGAAGAUAUCGAUUGUUGCUAAGACACCGAAAUACUUGAUACUUACAUUGAAAAACUUCAGAUAUAUCCCAGCAAGAAAUAUUUCAGUAAAAAAAAUGCACAAAAUUAAGUGCGAUGAUAUCGUCACGUUGGUUUCUAAAAACAACCAAAAGUACCGCAGCACGUACAUACUGUAUGCAAUGAUCGUUCACAGUGGAAAAUACCUUAACACAGGACAUUACAUCGCAUUCACAAAAUGCAAUGACCAGUGGUACAAGAUUAAUGACAAAAAGGUCAGCGCCAUAAACCACGAUGAGAUUAACAAGCUAGAAAAAGAUGAAACACCCUACAUUCUGUUCUACAGAAGAACCGACAUCGAAGAAGGCGAAUUUCCCAAAUAUGAGCAAAUUCCAUGGUUCACAAAAAUACAAGAUGACCAAAUCGAAGCCCCUCGCGGGUUUUUUCAAGAUAAUCAGUAAAGUUUCGAAUAUGCCAACAACAUGCUUUGCUAAUUUAGUUCAUGUCUUGUAAACUUUCUUAGAUUAGAUCUUGAAGUACUGUUAUAUAUCAGCAUCAACCUGCCCUUAUCCCUAUCGAGGGUCGGCACAGUAUGUACUUCUCCUCCAAGUACUGUUAUAUAUGUUAUG